This is a messenger RNA of Galleria mellonella (greater wax moth), 3159 nucleotides long. RefSeq names its product sodium channel protein Nach-like. Lineage: Eukaryota; Metazoa; Arthropoda; Insecta; Lepidoptera; Pyralidae. Gene Ontology annotation, molecular function: ligand-gated sodium channel activity. Gene Ontology annotation, biological process: sodium ion transmembrane transport. The transcript has 10 exons. The record is from RefSeq and is a predicted model, not a curated record. Gene Ontology annotation, cellular component: membrane. Bases 603 to 2441 code for a protein of 612 amino acids.
UAUACACAUAUAUAAAUAGACUUAUACAUAAACAUACACAUACAUAAUAGUACACAAACAGGACGGAAUAAGGAGGAAGAUGAAGAGAGAAAACUGGAAAACAAUACUUAAAGAAGAAAUAGUAGGACUUGAUUAAAAUUAGCUUAACUAAAAUCUAGCGAGUAUUUAACCGCACUAAAUAGAAAUAAAAAACAGUUCCACAGGGGAACGGCCUGGAAUGUAAUAUAUUUAGAAUAAAAAAAAGAGGAAUGACCGGGAAUUUGAGGCUGAGGUUGCUAAUAUGAUGCGAAGUAUGACCUUAUAGGUAUAAUUUCGUCUCAUUAUCCUUUAAUAUUGACUAUACUAUACAACGUGGAGUAAAUUUUUAAAGUGACGUACUGGUAGUCUAUCAUAAAUAUUUAAUUAAUAUGUGUUUAAUUAUUUCUGUUUGAUAUAAAAAAAAAUUACUUUCUAAUGACGUGUCUGUUCAUAAUGUUCACAGUAUCACGAGAAGAAUCAAUUAAUCACAACCGUCUAUUCACGAUCGUUAUAUAUGUGUUCGAAUAUACAAAAAAAUAUAGAUUACCGAUUUUAUCUACUGUCAUUAAGGUAGAUAUUCGGAUAUGUACAUAAAUACGCACUUUUGGACUGUUAUAAAAGUAGGAUAUCUUUCGGCUCGUAUAGCAUUUUACAUAUUAGUUUCUACUAACAUGAAUAAAAAUUUUAAAUCUUCAAAAAUGUUGCGAAAUUCCAAUUUUCGUGGAUUCAAAAAUCGUUAUGAAAAAGAAAGACCAGCACCAACAAAAUUCCAAAUCUUCAAACAGAGUUUAAAAACAAUUGCUAAAGAGUAUUGCACAGAGUCGUCCAUUUGUGGCCUAAAACAUAUCGUUGAUGAUAAAACACCAUCUAUAGAAAGAGUCAUAUGGAUAAUUAUGUUGAUAGGUGCUUUAGUAUGUUCUAUAUCGCUAAUAUGGGAGACUUUCGAUAAGUACAAUAGAGCUCCGCUCGUGACCACGCAGAUGCCUGAAGGAAUACCAGUCAAUAGCAUCAUAUUUCCAGCGAUUGGGAUUUGUACUACGAAUAGAAUUAGCAAGCGAGCUGUCGACGCUCUGGCGAAAGAACUAUUAAAAGCUGAACGCAACAAGAAAUAUAAUGAACAAACAAUGUUAACAUUGCUAUACGGACUGGGUCAACUGUACGACUUGCAGCCUGUCAAUGAGAACAUUGUUUCAUCGAUGAGAUUACAUCUAGCUUUGGGUGAUUACGAUGUCCACGAACUCAUAAAAAAUUUAACACCUAGUUGCGAAGAUCUGUUAAUAAGAUGUGCUUGGAAUGACGAUCCGAAAAAUUGCUCAGAACUGUUUGACUUCCGACUCACUAUGAACGGCUAUUGCUGCACAUUCAACUACCUCAGACAAUCAGAUAGUGAGUUCGAAGACGUGAAUGGCACAGCACGUAGCAUUGAUAUGUACAAAUAUGGCAAUAAAUCUUCAUUUGACUUCGAUCAGGGGCUUAAAAUAUUAAUGCGUAUAAACGAAAAUGAUGACUUCUUCCGCAAUAUGCCGCUACAAGGAGCUCAAUUACAAUUCUCUGAUGCCUACGAUUUUCCAGAUGCACCGAGUGGUAGCUUUGGUAUGCAGAUAAUUCGGCCUAACGUACAGAUGACAGUAAUGGUAAUACCAACUUAUACUACGGCGUCCUCCGACAUUCGUCACGUUCCAGUAAGACUUCGAGGGUGUCUGUUUUACGAUGAAUCAUCAUAUUUACCGUUUUACACUCAUAGUGAUUGUAUGUUAAAAUGUCGCGUGCUCUUUCUGCUCUCGAAAUGUAACUGCAUUCCAUUUAAUAUGUUGAAAAUGGCGAACACGCGAACCUGUGAUUUGCGAGAUGUGGCUUGCUUGAGACGUUACUAUGCACAGUCAAUAACUAUACGACCUGAGAUUGAACCUCUACCACCAGAACUGGAAUUGGAGCUAGUUGAAGGCGGUAUAUCAUGCCCUAUGUGCUUUCCGACUUGUUCUAAAACUACGUACAACUACGAUUUUAUAAACGUAAACAUCUAUCCUGAAAAUCUCAACACAGCGCCUAACAGCGAAAGGGAUACGUGGCUACUAGGGGCCAACUUCACUGGAACAUCCAUUGUUCACGUAAAGUAUGCAAGGGAAACGGUGGACUUCUUCAGACAGAGUGUUAUCAUGAAGUGGUUUGAUCUAUUUAGUGACAUGGGUUCAACAUGUGGUUUCGUGACUGGUUUCAGCUUCGUGUCAGUCCUCGAGUUUCUUUAUUUUUUCGUCAUUAAGCUGAUAAGAGAAAUUAAUGCAACACGUAAACGGAAUCGUAUUGCAAACACAUUACAGACUAAUACACCUUACAUCGUAAAUUCAGAGUUUGAACCUAUAGGUAGGUAUCGAGCGAUAUAUUGGAAUGAAUUAACAGCAGUUACACAUGCACAUCAAAUGUAGAAUAAGUGGAUUCAAUAUUGUUCUAGAUACUGGUAUAAAGAAUUAUAUAUUAUAUAUAUAUGAGAUAUAUAUAUUUAUGAUUAUAAUUUUUAAGUUAUAAAUAAAAAGCUUAAAAUAAAAAGUAAUCUCGAGCUAUUUUACUAUAAUUUUGGCAUUUAUUUUACUAAAUAUUUUUUUACACUUACUAUAUAUAUUCAAUUCUUAAUAUUUUCAAUAUACUAACAGACUUUCAAACAUCUCUCUAAACUAUACAUAGGUACAUAUAGGUACAAUAUUGGCGGGGUACCAGGGAGAUAUGAUAGAUGAGGAUGAAACAAGUCAAUUUGACCCAUAGUAAGGAAUUCGUAAAGAAUUAAUCAAGAUAGUUCCAGGGAGAACCGCGUGGAGGACGACCUGCUAGGGUAUAUUGCUAGCAACGGAGCUGUUAGAUCUCUAAUAUUAACAAUCCUUUUCCCUCCUGUACAUAAAGGUUAGGUUAUUAUUAUCUUCUUGUAAUAUCUACAUAUGAUCCAUAAAAUUGUUGUUGAAAUAAAAUAAAUAUCACCAAAAUCAAACACUCGAAGGUUCUCACGGUGAUUACGAUCACUAUUAUAUCGGCUUUAGUUUAUUGUACAAAUAUUGCUAUUGUAACUUUAUGUACAGCACAUAAUUGUUGUCUCUUCAUAAAUAAUUUGUUGUUCACGAAACGCUAUUAUUAUCUAAUAAAAACGUUCGAAUC